Messenger RNA from Mesorhabditis belari, 849 nucleotides. The record is from the annotation of a GenBank genome assembly. NCBI's taxonomy places the organism in Eukaryota, Metazoa, Nematoda, Chromadorea, Rhabditida, Rhabditidae.
AUGAACACCAAUCUCUAUGAUUUUCUCUUUAUUUCACUCUUUUUCAUCACUUUUCACGAGUUAGUGGCUCUCGAAGAGUUGGAGAAAAUUCUUCGUCGAAAAAGAUGGACAAAACGAGCAUUGAUAUGGAAACUUCAACGACAAUUGAUCACUGAAGCUGAUGAGUUCAUUGUCAGAAACACUCUCCAUCGAGCAUUCAACAAUUGGGCAGCUGUCUCAUCAUUGAAUUUCAAAGAGGCAUCACCAGAAGAAAAAGCCGAUAUUGAGAUUGCCUUUGAGAAAGGCCGACACUCAGAUCCGUUUCCCUUCGACGGACCUGAUGGAAUUGUGGCACAUGCAUUUUAUCCGAGAGACGGACGACUUCACUUUGAUGCUGAUGAAGAAUGGACGCUAAAUUCACAGGAUGGAGUCAAUUUGUAUCAAACGGCCGUUCAUGAGAUUGGGCAUUUGUUGGGUUUAGAGCACUCGAGUGAUCCGCGGUCGGCAAUGUACGCGGCAAAGCGCCCAUUUGACGCUGAUUUCGGUUUGGCGGACGACGAUGUGCGCGCGAUUCGGAAGCUUUUUCCUGCACCGCCGCCAUCGUCUCCCAGUCCAUCUCCCAGUCCAUCUCCACCCGCGAAACACUCGAUUAUCAUUGUUCCAUCUAAAGCGAUCACGACUCCACUGAUCAACUCAGAGCUCGAACAUAUGAGAUUUGUCAAACAUCCGCGAGUUAUUGAUGGACGGAUUCUAUCAAAAAAACAUUAUAAACGAAAAAAGACAUCGACAUCGACCAUUUCCCCAACUACACAAGAAAACUUUCAUUAUUUUGAUUUGACAACCAGUAAACCAUUUCUAGAGAUUAAAGGA